Tarenaya hassleriana is the source of this 1029-nucleotide messenger RNA. Its product is annotated as SAP-like protein BP-73. The transcript is spliced from 3 exons. Lineage: Eukaryota; Viridiplantae; Streptophyta; Magnoliopsida; Brassicales; Cleomaceae. Gene Ontology annotation, biological process: DNA-templated transcription termination. Bases 17 to 910 code for a protein of 297 amino acids. The record is from RefSeq and is a predicted model, not a curated record.
UCCUUGACCACUGUGUAUGGUCCAGAAUUUAGGGGGAAAAAAACGCAUUGCAUUUCACUGUAAUUUAGGACGAAAAGAGCGAGAGGGAUUCUCAAAUCUGGUGAAUCUGAUUCGUUUACGUAUCCAAAAUCUCAGAUUUUCCCGGAAAAAAACUAUGGAUUGGGUUCUUCACUUUCCUGGCGCUUUCUCGUUUACCAAACAGCCGAAGUUAAGCUUCAGGGACGCCAUUUUCCCUGUCAGAGAUGUUCCUUCUCCAGCAUUUGCUUCACAAAAACAACGUUUCGGACAGAAUCUUUCCAGAGCAAGAACAUCAGAUGUUGAUGGCAGGGAUCGGCCUCUGCAGAAGAAAACUACUUAUCCAGCCAGGAAAGGGAAGAUAUUGUCCGAAGAGCGACAAUCAAACCCAAGCAAAUCCAACCAGGAAGAGAUUAUCUCUCUGUUCAAACGGAUACAGUCUUCAAUCUCCAAAGGGGAACCUCCAAAGAAGAAUGUCGGGUCCUCUCAGGGUGAGCCAGUGACUGAAGCUCUUCUUGAUGUUAUUCGCCGGUCCAGAAAGAAAAAUGAGGGAGAGACUGGCGCCAUGAAGGAAGAGGACGAGGAGGGUAAUUUCGUGAGGAGAGAUAGGCCACCGUCCAAUUUCAUGAAGAGAUCUCCAAUACAAUCUCCUUCAGGUCCAAGAGCUAAGGUUAUUGAGCACAAUAGUGGGAAAGAGUUGAAGGAAACGGCAACAAAGGAAGAGAAGUCUCUCACUGUUGAAAGUAUGAAACUUGUUGAGCUGAAGGAACUUGCAAAGGCCAGAGGAAUCAAAGGGUACUCCAAGUUGAAGAAGGGUCAGCUUUUAGAGCUACUCACAUCAUCAUCAUCAUCAUCACCACCACCAUCAUCAUCACCACCACCAUCAUCAUCAUAGCUUCGGUCAAGAGAUUGUCUUUGGAGUUUGAUCAAAUCAGUUGUAAUUGAAGCAUUUAUGUGGAGAACCAAAAUGUAAUUGAUCAAACGUGCUCUCGAAUAAUAUAUGGAUUUCACUGA